UUUAUCUUGUGAGAUUAUGUGGCCGGGCCAGAUUUUUGUUAAUUAUUCAUUUUUAACGACACAAAAGUAUAAUUUUCGGUGCAGUUGUAGUGGGUUAAAAUAUGUAAACUACGAGGAAGACUCCACUAUGGGAAACGCCCCACUGUUGCUAAGCGACAGCAAAACAUCUCCUGCACCUCCGGGCCUGGAGACUAGUAUGUAGUACGCAUUUAUAGCACAAUAUUUUCAGCCUUAUAGGAGCGAUAAUCCAAACAUAACCUGAACAGUUUAGGGAAUUGAGGUCACGUUGAAUGAAGGCACUGUCAGGAUGAACUAUGAGGAGCUGGUCAGAGAGGCCAUAAAGCUGCUGGACGUGUAUAAACCAGACAAACAGUGUGUGGAUACGUUCAUCGAGGAAUCUAACAAGACCCUAGAGAAUCGGCCUACUGCUGAGCGGAUAUUUAUCAAUGACACAGUUUAUGGGUGUUUAGUGCAUCAGAAACUUUUGGAUAUUGUGAUUGAUGGAUUUUAUGAUCGAGAGGGAAAAUAUUUUCUCAAAGCCAAUCGAAACCAGUUUGUUGUGGUCUCUUAUCUUGCCAUGUUCCAUCUGGAGGACCUGGGCUUGGAGCAGUUCAAUACAAUUAUAAAGUCACUAGACUGCUCAAAAAUGUUCAAACUCUUGAGUUUCCUCUUUAAUGUCACUAACCUGACCACAUGGAUCCGUGCGGAGUGGAGUCAGAUCUAUGAGGCCACCUAUGUAGACAGCAAGUGGAUAGUUCCACUUCUGAGAUGGCAGACUGAGGUUGAAGGCCUGUUACGAUACCUUGAGCAGAAAACAACCAAGGGCAGCCAGCCAAAGAAAUUCACUAAGAAGUCAACAGAACCUCAGGAGUUUAAUCUGACGAAGCCCAAACCUCGUCCGCAUCCUGCUCCUGAACUGAUUCCACAACAGGCGAAAGUAAAGCCGGUGCCUACAAGUACCCACAGAGCUCCAAAAGAUCAACAGGUUUUGGAGGACAUCAAACAGAAGAACCACCUGAAAGCACAGAGGGUACUGUAUGAGGCGAACACUCAGCGGUUCCGAUGUGCAAAUCCAGAGAAGUCAGAGAAAACCAAAAGCAUAAUGUCCCAGAUUCAGCAAAACCGGGAAUAUGAACUCAAAUUUGACUCAGUGUACUGCUCUGGAACUCCAGCUACACAUAAGACAAACACCUUGCCCAUCAGACUGAACACAACAGCGAUCCUUCGGGAGGGAGCUUUAUAUAAUCGACUGAUGGAAGAGGAGUUGAACAGGCUUGAGAAUUUGGUGCAGGGAGCCAAGGAGCCCUCAGCAUUCCUGAAGUGGCAGAAGGAGAUGAAGGAGAAGGACCUACAGGAGAAGCUGGUUCAUCUGGAGCUCAGGAGGCUGGAGGGAAAGAUUAGCCAUGAAGAUGCUCUGCUGGCACGUCAAAGAGUCCAUGAACUUAAUCUGCACAAAGCAUUGCUCAAGAAAGAGGAGACUGCACAGCUGAUGCGCAGAUAUGCAGAGAAGCGUAUGCGAGAGGAGGAAGAGAUGAAGGAGCUCGUGCAGAUGGUGGCUGAUGGCCACAAAAACUCUAAAGCUGCCAAAGCAAAACUGCUAGAGAUCAAAAAACGCAUUGUUAAAGAGGUCUCUGAGCAAAGCCAGGAACUACUUCGGCAAGCACUGGAAGAAGCUCAGGCUGAACUGACCCGGAAAUUUGAGCUCAUUCGUCAGAUUCGAGCCAUUGAGUCAGUACCUCAUCUCAAUCACAAGUUUGUGGAAGACACAGAGACAGGAAGUCAUGAGCUGCUUUGUGAGAUGUCUUUGGCGGAGCUGCGGGAACGCUUAGCCAGGCUGAAGGUUGACGAGCAGCGAGAGCAAGAAAAAAGGAGGCAAAGGAUACUGGAGGAGAAACAGAGCAAAGAACAGCUACUGCUCGAGCAGCUGGACACCAUUACUGCAUGCAGGACUGCGGCAGGACAGGCCGCAUUUCAAAAACAGGAGACGAAACCGAGAUUGAAGUUGCCAGAGGUGGUCAGCAUGGAUGAGAGAGUGGUGGCCCUGCAGACAGCCCUGGGGAUGAAACAGCAGGAGAGACAGAAGAGAAAGGAAACUGAAAAUGCCAAAUCAAAGUUAAACAAACAGACAGCUGCUCAAAAUGUUAUGAGUUACAGUCAUGAAAAGCAGGUACUGGAAAAGCAGCACUGGCUGCAGCUGGAGCAGGCUUUAGAGAAACAGGUCCAGAAAGAGGCAUCUAAACAAAAACACUUCACGUCUGAACCAAGGAAUAGCUAACUAAUAAAUAAAAUAGUAUAAUUACAA
Messenger RNA from Tachysurus fulvidraco (yellow catfish), 2302 nucleotides. It is a transcript of the gene cfap99, whose product is annotated as cilia and flagella associated protein 99. The coding region runs from base 308 to 2275 and encodes 655 amino acids. Lineage: Eukaryota; Metazoa; Chordata; Actinopteri; Siluriformes; Bagridae. The transcript has 16 exons. The record is from RefSeq and is a predicted model, not a curated record.